AUGGCGCCAGGACAGCGGUUGGUUCUGUGCGAGGAGACUGUGCGGGAGCGCAGCGGCCUGGGUCCCCACCGGGACCUGGCUGAGCUUCGAUCUCUGUCUAUUCCUGGAACAUACCAAGAGAAGAUAACUCACCUGGGGAACUCUCUGAUGCGUUUGACAGCUCUAAAAUCCUUAGAUCUCUCACGUAACUCCUUGGUUAGUCUUGAGGGCAUUCAGCAUCUGGUCUUCUUGGAGAAUCUCAAUCUCUACUACAACUGUAUUUCUUCAUUAGCAGAAGUAUUUAGGCUCCACUCCCUGACAGAGCUCCAGGAUGUGGACUUCCGGCUUAACCCCGUUGUGAAGAAUGAGUCUGACUAUCGCCUAUUUGUUGUGCACAUGCUCCCCAAGCUCCGACAGCUAGAUGACCGUCCUGUGAGAGAGAGUGAGCGGAAGGCUUCUCAACUUCAUUUUGCUUCAGAGGAUUCACUGGACUCAAAGCAGAGCUGCUCAGCGUUAACAGUUGGAAGACCACACCACUCCAGAACCAGAUGUGCUGGUACUUCGGCUAAGAAAUGCUUGGUUAUGGAUGCUGAUGAUGAGGCUGUCUUGAACCUCAUUGCUGAGUGUGAGUGGGACCUAAGCAAUCCUCCUGGGAGCAUGAACUCCAGCCAAAAGGAACAUGAGGCUGAUCUUCAUUAUUCCCAAGACUCCGGACAUCUGUUGAGUCCUUUGUCCAUCCAGCAUCAAUGUGGGGACUCAGUGAGGAGAGGCCACGAGAAGAAGAAAGGCACCUCUAGAGGGUGCUGUCCAGGUCAUUCACCACAGGACCAACUCUGUGGGGAGCUCACACCACAGCAUGGAGUGCCAGAGGCCUGCCAUGUGCAUGUGCCACACACCCGCUUCACUUCACACCCAGACUCUAUGGAUGUUGAGGACUGUGGUUCUUCUUCUCAGAAAUCAAGUUUGUCAUCACAGAAUAUAUUAAAUUCUUUGCCUGUUCCUGAAAAGUACAGGAAGCGAAGGAUGCCUGGUGGGAGAUUCCAGGUGCCUUCAGACCGGGAGUGUCUGAGCUGCCUAGAGAGGGCUGAUGUGCCCUCUGGCCUCAAGGACAGUCUGAGCAGACAGGAUGGCAUGGAGAGCCACAGUCAGAUGGCCAUGUCUCAUCCUGAGUCUUUGGAGGCUGAAGAGCAGACAUCUCAUGGCACAAGUGACCCCAGAGUGCUGUCUCCUAAACUUGGCGUGGCCACAGUGCCUGAGCAGAGGCCUGCUCUGGAAGUGGCACUCCUGGAGGCACUCCUCGACCUAAUAGACAGGUGCUCAAGCGGCAGUGGAUCCCUGCAUGGCAACGAGGCAUUCCUUGCUCAGGCCAGGCAUGUUUUGUCAUCUCUUCAAGACUUCACAGCAGCUCGGGACAGUUCAGCACUUGAAAAGGAAGAAAUUAGCUACCUAUCUCUUGAAAAUAAGUCUCUGCAAAGCCGCCUCGCUGAGCAGCAGCAACAGUACACUGCUGCAGUGAGCAAGGUGACGGCAGAACUCAACAGUUCCAGGAAGGAGCUGGACACAUUGAGGCAACAUUUAGACAAAUCUUUGGAAGAGAAUAGUAACUUAAAAUCUCUUCUAUUCAGCGUGAAAAAAGAAGUAAAAAAUUCAGACACAUCAACUGCAUUAACUUUGCAGAUCACUGGACUUCAGGCAAGUAUGAAACAGCUCUCAGGGGAAGUUGUGGAGUUGAAGCAGCACUUGGAGCACUAUGACAAGAUCCAGGAGCUCACACAGAUGCUGCAAGAGAGUCACAGUUCCCUAGUCAGCACCAAUGAACAUCUCCUGCAGGAGCUGAGCCGUAUGCGGGCACAACAUAGAGCUGAGGUAGAGCAGAUGCACUGGAGCUUCCAGGAGUUUAAGAAGACUGCUGCCCUCUUCCCACACCAUAGCUCCCGACUUGGUGGCCGCCAGUCCUGCUAGCUCCUUCUGAGCUAUGGUCUCCUCCUAUAGUUACAGCUCCAGAGUUGUGCCUGGGCAGGUAUCUAUCUGAAUACCCUGGUGAGACUGUAAUUACUUUAGAAUAAUCAAAAUGUGUUCAUGGUCUGAAGUUCAGCUUGCUUAUAUGUCCUAAAUUGAUCUUUGACCCUGGGGCUUUGCCGAAUUUGAAAUGCUUGUUUGUCAUUACACAUCCUGUCGUAAAGUACCUGUAGUAUUUUUUCCUCCCAAUUCGUGAAAGUUUUGUAUAAUUAAAAUGUUUUCAUGUGACAAGCAGUCUUUAUUUAAAGAAUUAAUACAUUGUUAUGUCUAAAAAGUAAACCUUUUAAAUGGCUCUUUAUAAAUUAUAACUGACUUUCUCUUUAAAUUCUUCUAUAAAAACCAGUUACACACAGUAAGUAAGCAAGAAGUAAGUUCCAAGUUGUAAUAAAAAAAAAUAACAUUUAUAAAUGUGAAAAACAUUUUAAGAAUUUGUAUGUUACCAUGUCAUAGUAAAAAAACAAACAACUCCCACUCCCUGCCUCUCCCUUUGCUUGCAGUAACUCCUGCAAAUAAACAGACUGCUCAGCUGAAACCAGGGGAAGGCUUAAAUGCAGUGUACAAAUGAAACCCGGAUGACUGCAUAUGUAAAAAGUGCUAUUAGAAUAGGCAGGUUUAAUCCACCAGGAAGAUACUCCUUGUAGAGUGAAGCCCGCGCAGACAGAUGCUCUUAUGCACUAGUGCACCGCUCCAGAGUCCCUCUGGAGACUGCCUGGGAUUGUCUAGAAAGCUGUUGUGAAUAUAUUGAAGGAAACAUGAACAUAAUGGAAAUAAAACCUUACUAACAAAGGAUUGAAUAUCUGAAACUUUUUGAGCAUCGUGUUGGUGUCCAAAUAGUCACACUUGGACUAGGAGUGCAUCUCCAUGUGGAACUCUUGCCAGACAUACACGAGCCUCAGUUCCAUCUCUAGCCUGAAGUGGGGGGAUGAAAAAAAAAAAACUUGAUGCCCAGAAAGAUCUACAUUUUUCUGAUUAGGAAUGCUCACCUAGAAGUCUGUAAAUUCAAAAAAAUAAAGAAAAUUUGAAAUCUAGAACACUUGUCCCAAGCAUGGAUAUAGGAAAUAGCCUAAGAUUUGGGAUUUGGGGAUCAUAUUUAUAAACAGUGUCUUUCCUUUUUAUUUUUUAAUAAUAUUUCUGAGGGAACUUUCAAACUUUAUUCUGGUUCUGUGUAUCAAUCUUUUUAUUAAUUCAUUCUGGGUACUAAUUUUUUUUUUUAAUUUCCUUUUGUGGUCAUUGUGAUAUUGUAAAAUAAGUAUUUGGGUUUUGUUGGUUUCCAAGCACACAGCACCUAGAACCUGACUCUCUGAAGGAUGGUAUCAUUGUGUGCUUGGCUUCAGGAUGUGGCCGACCACUGGAAAGAUACAGGCAGUGUGAUCCCCAACCCUAAGCUCCCAGAAGUGAAGGGGAUGAUGGUUAAAUUGAUCACCAAUAACCAGAGUUAAUAAUGCCUACAUAAUACAGUUUUGUAGUGAUAUUUAAGGAGGCGGUGCUUCCUGCCAUUGUAUGUGACCUCUUAGAAGAAAGGUCACAUGCCCCAUCUCGCUGCUCCUGCCUGUGAGGUGGAUUUGCUCCUGGUCAGAUCAGAAGACAACUUCUGCUGUCUACUCUGUUCUGUAUUCAUGAGUGUUUCCUCAAUUUAUAUCUUAAUAAAUUCUGUUGCCCAUUUAAUGGACUCACGUGGAUUGAUCAUAAUAAGUGGCGCCCACAUUACAAAAAGACCCCACACUCCCUGUAGCUCCUGCUUGCAGCCUCUGGGGCAGCAGCGGCAGGUUGGCUCAGAGGCUUGUGUGCUUGCUACAGGAACUUUCUUUGUGAGUAGAGUUUUUGUACCAAUUCAGUAUGAUUGUUUUAAAAUGUGGCAGAGCCUGUUCUCACCAACAGCCCAGUCCCUCCUGAGUUGAUUUUGGGCCACAGUGUGUGAGGAACUGAGGUGUGUCCUGGCAGGGCUAGACAAAGGAAGAGCCAGCUGCUGAGCCACUUCAGUAAUUGUCCUACUGGACCUUGGUCUCGGCCUCACAAGGUCAGAAAGAUUCUCCCGCCCAAGCCCUGCAUUGGCCCAGGUAGAUUUUGUGUUCAGGGCAGUGAGUGAGUUUCAAGUCUCAGCUUUGAGGCUUUUGGGGCAUUCAGCUGUGUUCUGUAGCUCCUAACCCCCAAGUCAGGAGUUAUAUAGUAACUGUCUAUUUCUGUUUGAGUUUUUGUAAGUCCUGUAUGUCUAUGAAUUAAUUUACAUUGCCUUUGUUUUCAGGUUAUUUUUCACAUAAAGCUGAUAAUCUUUUAUUAGUGCUUUAAUAGCUUCAGUAUUUGAAGUUGUACCAAUGUGUAGACAUGUUGCGACACUUGAGCUUUUAAAUAAGAAGACCUCACUAUCUGGGUAAGAAGAUAGCCUCUGUCCAUUGGCGUAGUCUACCUCAGAUUCCACACCACAGACAUGCUCAUCAAGCCAGUGAACAAGUAGGCCUGGUGUUCCCAUCUUCAGUGAGUCACUGGUGGGUGAGCUCCAGAACAUUCAUUCUGUCCUUUACCUUUUCAGCAUGUAUCUGCUGAACCAGCUUCCUGUCUGUCCUUCCUCCUGAAGCCAAUCAUGGCAUUAGACAUUUCCCACAAUUACAAAUGUAUUUGGGUUUACUGUUUCAUCAGUUUUCCUGUUUUGUAUUUCUUUGCUUUUGUUCUAUCUGCCAUUUCAUUUUGUAUAUUUGUUCUAGUGUGAUUUUUCUUUCUCUGGCUCCAGAAUUGUCAUUUUUUGUUUGUUUAGUUGGUGGUUGGUUUUUCUGGGUUUUUUGUUUUGUUUUGUUCUGUUUUGAGACACAGUCCUGACUAUGUAGCCUUGGCUGGCCUGGAGCUCAUCAUGUAGACCAGGCUGACCUUGAACUCACAGAGAUCCUCUAGCUUCUGCCUUCUGAGUGCUGGGAUUAGAGGUGUGCACCACCACUCCUGGCCACUUUUAGAUUGUGUCUUUUCAGCCCCUGCUAAUCAGGAAGCUGGUUAGCACUCUCGAUACCUCCAAGGUACACCAGAGCCUGUGAGCACUAGCCUCCCUUUCCACCUUUGGGUUUGUGUAGGAUUGUUGCCAAGUGUCUUAAUGAAAUAUUUUUAGUUUCACAAAAUAUUUGCAUAGCUACUAUUAAUCUGAAGCCACCUGCCUGCUUAUUCUUUGUUUUACUUUAUGUCAAAGACAUUUCCUUGUGAUCACUUUCUGCAUUUAGGGUUUUUUUUUUUCCUACUGGUAGCAAAUUUUUACAUUUCUAAAAAACCUUUUUUCCCCUCCUCUUAGCAGCAAUCUUCCUGGACUAGUAUUUGAGGUUGACCUGAAUUUUACUCAUCAGAUUGAUGAUGUGCCGUCUUUGGAGUGCUGGUAUGCAAGUUUAUGGGUCCGCCUUAAGUCUGGACCUCACCUAAGGGCCAGACCUGGCCUUGAGUCUGACAGAUGGCUGGUGUAUGUGCCCUCGAAGUCCUGCCUAAGCUAGGAAGCAGAAAGCCUCUUGAGUUAAGAGUAACAUGAGGCUCUCUGCUGGUGAGCUUUGCUGAAGGAAAGACUCUAGGCACCUCCAUGUUAGUACCCAGGUAUUAAGGCCCUGCUGGCCAGAGGAUGUGACAACUAGUAUAGAUAGCAUAUACUUUGAGGAAAAUAGAAAUCCACAUUUUAACACCUUUAUUCAUCACUUUACCAACUUGACACACAAUGUUAAUAACAGCAAACACAAUGAACAAAAUGUUGAUAGACACAAGCUGUUUCACUAAAGCAAUACGAGCCAGGCCAUGAUGAUAUGUCCAACAGGUGACUAGAUGCCUUGCACUCUAUAGGAGGGACAGGAGGGCCAUCCUGACCUGACAGACAUUCUGAGCAAGUGUGGUUUAGAUGUCAGCAUAAGUGCCUUUCUGAGUCAGAACACCCAUGACAUCAACAUUACCCAUCACACUGAUAAAGUGAUAUACUCCAUAUUCCUUAACAUUAAUAAAAUAGUGUAAAAAUAUAUAUCACAUAUAUAUAUAUAUAAACUUAACUCCCUUUCUUGAAAAAAACUUAGUACAAACUAGUAGUAGUAGCAUAUUAUUCCUUUCAAGUUUAAGUUGUACAGGCUUCCUUUGUUGUUUGGCUUGGUUUAGUUUAAGAGGUCUAAAGGAAGAGAUAAUUUAAGCGUCCCAAGAUGGCCACACCCCUGAACUGUAAAGUUCAGAAUGGUCAGUAGUAUGUUGGUGAAGAAGAGCAGUUUGGCUCAGUGUUGGAAGGAUAUUCUGUCUUCACAGUACAGCUAAAUUGUCACCCUUGCCAUUUUAAAAGGUGUUGGCGGGGCUUUCCCAAUGUGCCCAUGCUGUAGCCAGGUAGUAUACAAGUCUGCAGAUGGAGAGAUAGCCAGGCAGACAGACAGGCAGUUUUCUCUGAAAGGGGACAGGUGGCAAAUGUCAUACAUAAGUGUCUGUGCCAUGGCAUUUGUCUGAAUCCUCUCAGCCAGUUCUAAUGCCAAAGCAGCUACAGAACAGUUUGUAAACACCUGGUACAGCUGUGUGCUAGUAAAACUAUUCAUUAAAAUGAACUGGAGCAGCCCCGGGCCUCUGGGAGUGGGAAGGUUGAGUCUUGGCCCAGGGCAGGCACCUGUCAUCUCCCUAGAAGAGACUGCAGGAAAGUGGCAGAGGCUGCUGUGCAGCCCAUUUCAGAACUCUCUCCAUCUGUCAUAAUGUCCCUAUGCCCCUAUGUAAGAUAGGAUACUGAAAGGUGUAAAAAUACUCCAGUAUAAAUAUAGACUUUCAACAAUAUUUAAACAUGUAAUUUGAACUUUGAUUUUUGGUAAAACAUUCCCACUAACUAGUUGCUUAUCUUAUAGCAUUAAAUAGAAAUAAAUAAGAAUUCUUCUAGAGUCAGUGUUCUCAAACACCCUACCUACCUACCUUCAUUCCCAUCUAUAUUGUUCUUCCUGCAACCUGUACCUUUCUCCUGAAUGUCACCUCCAACAGAAUGUGUCCCUGUAUAUAACACCCCCACAGAGAGCAUGUUCCUGAGUGUCACCCCCAACAGAACAUGUCCCGAGUGUCACCUGCAACAGAACUUCUCUGUCACUCCAACCCAUGUCCCUGAGUGUUGCCCCUGACAGAACCUCUCCUUAUUUUCUGGCUGUCACACCUUAAGAGAACCUGUCUUUGUCUCCUGAGUGUCUUCCCCUGAUAAGAAUGUAUCUUUUUUGUCUCCUGGGUAUCAGCCCACAACAGAGUGUCUCUGUCUCCUGGGUAUCCCCUCCAGAAAAAAAAUGUCAUCUCCUGGUUGUCAUCACCUGAGAGAACCCGUCCCUGUCUCUUGUAUGUCUAUCACCUAAUAGCACAUGGCUCUGGGUCUCGGUUUGCAUGCUAUGCAGGUUUUUUUUUUUAUUCACAGAUAGAUACUGAAUUCUAUUUAUCCAUGAUUAGUAAAAGCUAAUUGGUAUCGCAUAAAACGUGCAACAGAGACAAACACCCUACCUGUG
Messenger RNA from Peromyscus californicus insignis, 7448 nucleotides. RefSeq names its product centrosomal protein 72 (gene Cep72). The coding region runs from base 1 to 1941 and encodes 646 amino acids. Gene Ontology annotation, biological process: centriole replication; regulation of protein localization to centrosome; spindle organization. Lineage: Eukaryota; Metazoa; Chordata; Mammalia; Rodentia; Cricetidae. Gene Ontology annotation, cellular component: centriolar satellite. The record is from RefSeq and is a predicted model, not a curated record. Gene Ontology annotation, molecular function: protein binding. The transcript has 12 exons.